AAAAAAAGGGAAAAAACGGAGUCUUGUGAAAUUGGUGGUGGUGUUGAGUAGCGUCGUCUCGUCGUACUUAGCCAGAUCUGUGCGUCGCUGAGGUCUCUCAUUUGAGUCAGCAACAAGACGAAGAAGAAGAAGAAGAAGAAGAAGAAGAAGCUAUUCAUAAACUCCACCAUACGUUUUCAAGAAUCACGAUGGAUGGAAGCGGUGGUGACAGUGGUUCGUUGGCUACACCUGUGCAAAAGAAGGCACAUGAAGCAUGGAGGGUUUACCAAUACUAUCUGGACAAGACUACACCUCAUUCAACUUACAGGUGGAUCGGAACACUUGUUGUCUUUCUUAUCUACUGUUUGAGGGUUUUCUCUAUUCAGGGCUUCUACAUCAUCUCCUAUGGUCUUGGAAUCUACCUCCUGAAUCUGCUUAUCGGAUUCUUGUCGCCUCUUGUUGACCCUGAGCUCGAGGUCUCUGAUGGAGCUACUCUGCCUACUCGAGGUUCUGAUGAGUUCAAGCCAUUUAUCCGCCGUCUGCCUGAGUUCAAAUUCUGGUACUCCAUGACUAAGGCAUUCUGCAUAGCCUUUCUCAUGACGUUCUUCUCGGUCUUUGACGUUCCUGUCUUCUGGCCCAUAUUGCUUUGCUACUGGAUUGUUCUCUUUGUCCUCACUAUGAGACGCCAGAUCGCCCACAUGAUUAAGCACAAGUACAUUCCUUUCAGCAUUGGAAAACAGAAAUAUAGCGGGCGGAGAUCUUCUGCGAGCAGCGGUGGGGGCUCUCGUGCCGAUUGAUUUAGACUGUCAGCCACAUUUUCUGCAGAAGAAAGGGGGGAAAAAAGAUGGGUUUCAAAUUGCCAGUAUGGUUAAGCAGAGCUACGUGGACGAAGGAAACAAAGAAAACCAAAAAAGGGUGAUUAGUUUUUAAUAUGUUGCAGGAACAUUUGUUCUUUUUGUUAGUUCCCUUUAAUCCCAAAGUACCUCUUCUGUAUAUAUGAUUCAUUCUUUCUUUUUCCCUUAUUAAAACCUUUCAUUUGUCUCUUUGUUUAUUUGAUAAUCUCUUGAAUUUAGUCA
Camelina sativa (false flax) is the source of this 1055-nucleotide messenger RNA. Its product is annotated as protein RER1B. The record is from RefSeq and is a predicted model, not a curated record. Gene Ontology annotation, cellular component: Golgi membrane. NCBI's taxonomy places the organism in Eukaryota, Viridiplantae, Streptophyta, Magnoliopsida, Brassicales, Brassicaceae. Gene Ontology annotation, biological process: retrograde vesicle-mediated transport, Golgi to endoplasmic reticulum; protein retention in ER lumen.